Molecule: messenger RNA, 1446 nt
Organism: Mycotypha africana
Lineage: Eukaryota; Fungi; Mucoromycota; Mucoromycetes; Mucorales; Mycotyphaceae
Product: Reticulon-domain-containing protein
Exons: 3
Coding region: 168-1316 (382 amino acids)
Source: RefSeq, a predicted model, not a curated record
AAUAAAAUUUACCAGCCGCAGUGUAGAAGGUUAAACACGCUAGGUGACAGUCAUUUCUAUUUAAAGCAAUUUUCUUCGUCUACAUAACAUCAUCAUUAUGCAAAUCACUUACACUUAUGGCACUCUUAUUUCAUGCGAGCAGAGAAUUUUUCAUUUGAGAAGACAAUAUGGAAUCACACGUCGCUAACUAUCCACAAGGAAGACCUCCUACUCCUCCUUCAGAUCGCAAAGGUAGCAUUACUAAUCCCGCUGAACACCAAAAUAUCAUACAUAGUGGUGCUCCAUAUCUCCAGCACCAACCUCGACAAGAUCAAUCCUCGUUACAAGACAUUUCUUACUUAGAUAAGGAGCAUAGUAACUUGCAACAUUCUUCCGGUUUACCUCCUGUUGCCACGGCUCCAAGCGCCCCCGUUGCUCCUGCUAGAGCUCCUGCUCCUGCUCCUGCUGAUGUAGAUACUCUCAACGAUGGACCUUCGAAUCCUUUCUUGAGGAAGUCUCAUGGAGCCACAACUGGCAAUGAGCCCCAUUUGAGUGAUACCCCAUUGGCUUCCACUGCUACAUCUACUUCUGGCAACGCUACAAGAAAUUUACACUCACUGAGCCGUGGACGAAACGAAACUACUUAUCGGAUUGAAAGAGAGGUGCUCGAUAUUCUGAAAUGGCGCAAUCCUGUUCGUUCAGCUAUGGUAUUCGCUUCUCUCGUAGGAUCUAUUUUACUGACUCGCUGGUACUCACUUUUGCAAAUCGGUUCUGCCUCUGUUACAAUUGCUAUUGCUAUCAAUUUGUUUUAUGUCCAUUUCAUCAUGCAGAGCCAGAAGGUUCUCAAUAAUCAACAGACAGCUACACAUCCUUACAGUGAUGUCAUUAACAACAAUCAACACACAAUGAUGAUUGAUCGUCAAAGCGUCCGCCAUUAUACUUCUAUUGUUACUGACGUUGCUGAAACCGUCAUUCGUGCUUUAACCCGUAUCAUUUUUAUCGAAGACACCAAGACAAGUCUUAAAUGGAUGGCUAUUUUCUUUACUGUCUGGAAGGUCUCUGCUCAUAUGAAGACAAUGAACAUUGUUCUUGCUGUCAUUAUCUCUGCAUUCAUCUUCCCUCGCCUUUACAUUAGUAACAAGGACGUUGUGGAUGCCCAUUUGCAAAAAGGACAAACUCUUGUUCAAAACGGUAUUCAACAUGCUCAAAACGUCGCCACAAAUGCUGCUCAAGAUACUUACGCUAAAUCAAGAGCAUUUGUCGCAAAGAUUGGUACCUCCAAAACCGAUGCGAAGAAUACCUUGUUGAACUCUUCAGUCACUGUCAAGGAAGACUAAAGAAACUCAAUACCAAUAUCUACACUUUCACUUGUACAUAAUUAUUCUUUUCUUCAUACGAUUGUAAUGUUAUUCAAAAACCUCAAAAAGCUGCAAUAAAAAAAAAGAUUUUCCCUAGCCCCUGGUUAUC